AUGUCCGGCCAGUACCCCCUCCAUUCCGCCGAGGAGCGCAAGUCCGCCUUCACACAGCUCGCAGCGACUAUACACGCUGCGGCGAAGCUCGCGGAGGUCGCGCACUUUGAAGCAAUCCACGCGGGCGGAACGGGGGUGAGAGCGGUGGGGGGCGAGACGGAGGGGGAGAAGGUGGGUGAGACGCAGCGCAUCAACGCGGCGACGGAGCAGAUCAAGGCGGAAGCGGAAAAGGUUGGGAAGGAGGCUGAGAAAUCGGUCGCAGAGACGGCGAGGCUACACGCCGAGGCGAGGAAAGUAGGGCGGGAGACGGAGAGGGCGGUGGCCGAGACGGAGAGGCUGAAGGCGGAGGCUAUGAUGGCGCGGAGUGACAAGUUGCGGAUUGAUGCGGAGACGGAGAGUCGGAAGGCGAUGACGGAGCAGGUCUUGGCGGAGAUGGAGCGGGUGAAGGUUGAGCGGAUGGGGGUCGAGACGGAGGAGACGGAGGCUAAGAGGGCGGGGAAGGAGGCUGAGAGGGCGGUGGCCGAGACGGAGCGGCUAAAUGCGGAGGCGAUGAUAGCAAGGCGCGAGAAAAUGAAGUUGGCUGCGGAAACGGAGCUGGCGAGGGGUGAGGAGGUGAAGGCCGGUAAGGGGGUCGAGAGCUCGGAGGGGGUAGGCGCCGAGACUGCGGAUUACCUGGAGCUCCUGGAGUUGGAGAUUGCGCGGAGGGAGGUGGAGGCGGCGAGGGAACGGUCGUAUCUCAAAUGGGCGCAGAUAAGGCAGGAGAUUGAACAGCUGAAACCCGAGGCGAGCACGGAGAGGAUGAGGAGGAAUCUCCAACUGAAUGGAUGA
This is a messenger RNA of Morchella importuna, 828 nucleotides long. RefSeq lists its product as uncharacterized. Bases 1 to 828 code for a protein of 275 amino acids. NCBI's taxonomy places the organism in Eukaryota, Fungi, Ascomycota, Pezizomycetes, Pezizales, Morchellaceae. The record is from RefSeq and is a predicted model, not a curated record. The transcript has a single exon.